This is a messenger RNA of Solanum stenotomum, 1057 nucleotides long. RefSeq lists its product as uncharacterized. The record is from RefSeq and is a predicted model, not a curated record. The transcript has 2 exons. The coding region runs from base 78 to 461 and encodes 127 amino acids. NCBI's taxonomy places the organism in Eukaryota, Viridiplantae, Streptophyta, Magnoliopsida, Solanales, Solanaceae.
UAUAAGGGACCAUUUUGCAAUGUUCUACUCUAGAAAAUAGCAGAAGAAAAGUGUUGAGAGAAUCACCAGAAAAGUCGAUGUCGAUUCUGUGGGAGAAGAGUGGAACAUGGCGGUGGUUAGUGAGGAGAACGAAGGAAUCGAAGCCGUUCUUCAUCGGAUUCGCCACCGUUUGCGGCGUCAUUCCGGGGAUUAUUGGUUUCUGCGUUAUGUCAGCCACCAAUACUCGCAGUCCUGAACUUGAAGCCAAACUCCGGAAGAACGCUCGCCCCGAUACCCUAAUGAUGGGUAAAGUUAAUAAAGAGAGGUUGGCUGAGUACCUCGGUGAACUGCAGAGAAAGGAGAACACAAAUGACAGAUAUGUUGCAGCUUUAAAGGGUGAAACGUUGACAAGGAAACCUUACCAAAGAAUUCAACCAGUCCCAAAUCCAAGUGAUAUUGAAGCAAAGAAGGAACAGAAGUAGAUCGCGGCUUAGCCUGUUUUGUUGCUUUAGUUUGGUACUUCUACUUUUCCAAGUGGAUAAAGCUUUGGAAUGGAGUCAUGGACACAACAGGAGUAUUUGCUAAAUAUCUUGAAACUUGUACAAGUAAAUUUUGAAGAUUGACCUUUGUUGAAUGAGUGAAAUCUUAUUGAAGUUUAAAUAACCAUACCUUAGUUCUAGCGCGAAUAACCUAGUUUACAUGCAUUGCGAUAUUGUGUUAUGCGUGCAAGGAUUUGUUGUACUUGAUUACUAUAUAUAUCCAAGAUGUAGUAUGAAAGUGCAAUUCAAGUGAAUAUUUUCUUAUGUAAACCAAAAUUUUGAAAUUCAGCUCCUCCUUUCGUUCUGUUCCCUAGUUUCACAAGACAAAGGUCAAUUCUUUUGAUAGCACAUGAUAAGAAAUUUAUACAUUCAGGCAUUAAAAUAUAACACAUUCAGUAUACAAGACAAGUUCUCCAGAUUAAACUUUCAAAUAUCCAAAACAAUACUGAAAACUGUGGUUCUUUAAUACCUUAUUCUCUGACCAAAUUUAAAAGAAAAAAAAAACAGAGCCAAAUAGUACACAUUCACAUGAUGGAGAA